AUGGCAUCCUCUCAUCCAAACUACGCCUUACCUGCGCCGAGCGUCGACCAAGCAUACGUCAAGGUAUCCGCGCUCGAGGCAGGCAUUAUUCACCUCCCCCUUCAAUUUUUUGUCAAAGGGGCAUCGCCGUCCGAGGUCAGCGUGUGCCCCUCCCUGGCGUUCUAUAUUCGCCACAUACCCUCCGGAGACAGUAUGGUAUUCGACCUGGGUCUGCGGCGCGAUGUCGCUAGCUACCCGAAGGUAGUUCAAGAUCACAUCGCCAGGUUGAUGCCGGUGACGGUUCCACAAAGCGUCGAGGAGUCUCUUGCCAAAGGUGGCGUGGACCCGAAGAGUGUCCAGAGAGUUGUCCUCAGCCACCUGCAUUUCGACCACAUCGGAGAUGCAGCCCAGUUUCCCAACGCGAGGUUCACGAUCGGGGCGGGGGGCCGUGAGCUACUUCAACCUCAGGCAGCCUUCCCUCACAAUCAGUCGUCGGACAUACUUCAAUCUACUGUACCUCUCGCUCGCACUGACUUCCUCGAAGAAAGUCAGUUCAACGUGUCCAUUGGCCCAUUCACUCAUGCGUACGACUACUUCGGAGACGGGAGUCUCUACAUCAUCGACGCAGUGGGGCAUCUGAAGGGACAUAUCAACAUCCUCGCUCGUACGUCUUCCACAGGCUCGUGGAUUUACCUAGGAGGAGACACGGCACACGACGUGAGACUUCUCACCGGGGAGAAGGAAGUGGCGUUCAUGAUGGAUGCUGGCGGGAGGAUGUUGUGCGCGCAUGCGAACAAGGACGAGGCGGUGGAGCACAUACGUCGCGUUGGGUCUCUCUUGAACGUCCCGAAGGUGCAUGUCUUGCUCGCUCAUGACUGGGAGUGGUACGAGGAGAAUAAGGGCGGGGAAGCGUUCCUUCCCGGAACAAUAUCGCCCAUGUAG
This is a messenger RNA of Dichomitus squalens LYAD-421 SS1, 921 nucleotides long. Its product is annotated as Metallo-hydrolase/oxidoreductase. The transcript is spliced from 2 exons. NCBI's taxonomy places the organism in Eukaryota, Fungi, Basidiomycota, Agaricomycetes, Polyporales, Polyporaceae. The record is from RefSeq and is a predicted model, not a curated record. Bases 1 to 921 code for a protein of 306 amino acids.